ACAGUUCGGACGGUCGGAGUCGAUUCCCGGUCGGCAGAGCAGUGGGGAGCGUCUAGGCCACGUUUUCCACAAGAAGUCGUUUCGCAAACUAACGUACUGCCACCACUGCACCGACAUGUUGUGGGGAUUUCUCAACCAAGGCAACAUCUGUCGGAUUUGCAAUUUCGUAACGCACGACCGCUGUAUGUCGGUCAUCCGGACGCCAUGUUCGGCAAUUGCCGCUUCUCUUGUUAAGAAUCCAGUCGCUCACACUUGGAGCAAGGCCGGGAAAUUCCGAAAGGAGUUUUGUAGUGUUUGUCGACGGCGGUUGGAAGACAACUGGGCAGUGCGUUGUGAAGUUUGUUACUACCACGUGCACGAAGAAUGUUACGAUUUAGCCGUCAACGACUGUAGGAACUGUGCUACUUACUCUUCAAAUCAGGAUGAGGGUUACGUACUCAAUCAUCAUUGGAGAGAGGGUGGUGUUCCACCUGGAGGGAAGUGUGUCAUGUGCAACAAAGACUGUGGAACCAAUGAAUUUUUGUCUAGUGUGCAUUGUAGCUGGUGUCGGAGAUCAGCACAUUCUGGUUGUUCUGAACAUUUGGAGCAACAUUGUGAUAUGGGUGUGUUGAAGAGGCUUAGUUUGCCUCGAUACUGCUGCUCUUUGCCGAGAAUCAAGCUGAGCACUGGUGCGACACAUGAAGUUCUCACUACUGUUGACAAGAAUGUGUCAUCGUCAACUGAAAAAAAUCGGGACUCAGGCUCAAAAGAUCAAAACUCUUACAAGGUAUGUGACAGUUCAACACAACAACCAUAUAAAGUGGUGCCAAUUCAUGGCUCAGCGACAGCCGAGGAAAUUCUAGCGGCGUCUCUGAAACAGUUUCAAAUUUGUGAUAAUGUUGCCAAUUAUUGUCUAGUGCAAGUGGAAGAUGGCAUCGAAAAGGAAUUACAACCGCUUGAUGUUCCAACACGUUCUCGAUCUCACAGUGGAUCUUCGCUCACUUUCUGCAUGAGAGCCAGGAAUGUCGAUGCCGACAAGGGAGUUAUCAGAGUCUAUUCAGGAAUGCAAAGCAUUGACAGUGCGUUGAAGUUCAAGACCGUUAAUGCCAGUGUAGACACAAGUACCGAAGAGAUAAUUCGAUUGGCUUUGAAUAAAAUGGGGCUGAAGGGAGAGGGCUCUUCAGCAUUCUCAUUAGUUCAAGUGACUUUGCACGACGGAGUUCAGGAAAGUGUGUUGCCUCAAGACGCUCACCCUUGGCAAGUCAUCAAAGCAGCAACAGCUCGAUCUCUUCGUGAGGCCAAGCUGAUGAGGUUUUACCUUCGACGAGACGCUGAAGUGUCUUACAGCAUCAGCGUUGGACUUUAUGUUGGAGGCAUGCCGAAAAACAAACCAGAAGACUUUUAUGAACGCUCGAUCAAGGGCUUAGUGGGAACACUCGACAGUGACACCCACAUCGGUCCCGUGUAUCCAAGUUUUGGUUGUAUGUUUAUGGAAUUUAACGCUCCUGACACGGCAGCCAGAAUGAGUGCCGUUCUACAACAAACAAGACCCGGUCUGAAGCAGUUGAAGGUGUUCUCACUGCCACACAUAGAGCCACAUAUAUUACCAGAAGACAUUGAACCGCUGCUUAUAUUUGUUAACAAGAAGAGUGGUGGUGGAUACGGUGAAGAGUUGUAUUUAGCACUGAAGAGGCUCGUUAACCCACUUCAAGUAUUUAAUCUGGGUGAAGGAGGUCCCCUUCCGGGUUUGCAUGUUUUUCGGUUUGUUCACAAGUUUCGUAUACUUAUUUGUGGUGGAGACGGCACGUUUGGUUGGGUUUUGACAGUUCUGGAUGAAGCAAGACAGAAUAUGGCGUGUAAAUAUCCUCCAUCAGCUCUUCUUCCUCUUGGCACAGGUAACGAUCUCUCAAGAGUUCUUCGUUGGGGUUCCGGGUAUGGUAGCACUGACGAGUCACUUCUUAACUACCUGAUAGCAGUAGACAAUGCAGAAUUUACAUCCAUGGACAGGUGGACAGUUUGUGUUGAAGAAACGGUAGGAGUACAUUUUGGAGAACACAAAACAUUAGCUAAUCGACUGAAACAUUUGAGUGAGACUUCAGAUGAGUUGUCGGUCACGACUGAUCAAAGGAAUUGUCAUACAAACGUGAGUGAAAUGAAACAACAGUUUGAAGAUGCACAUAGAAGUCGAGCACAUACCGAUCAAAUGCUAUCCGAGCAAGAAAGUCCAGAAUUCAAACGAAGCUCAAAGACGGUAUCUGUAUCAAGAAGAAGAGAUGGAUUAGGUUCCAUGGAUUCUAUCGGCAAUGGCAGCAUAUCAGGCAACAUGCGAUUACACUCACGAUCUCCGAACAUCACAGUUUUGAAUAACUACUUUGGAAUCGGAAUUGAUGCCGAUAUCACACUGGGAUUUCAUAAAGCCAGAGAAGAAGCGCCUGAAAAAUUUAGUAGUAGAUUUCAUAACAAGGGCGUAUACGUUCGUCUGUCUUUAUCAAAGAUGAUAAGCAAAGGUAAUACGAGUGAUCUCGUGAGGCGGGUUAUAAUGGAGUGUGACGGCAAAGUUGUGCGGUUGCCCGACGUGGAAGGGAUCAUAGUGCUCAACAUCGGCAGUUGGGGAUCAGGUGCAGACUUAUGGGGCUCCGAUAGGGACGAUAGGUUUUUAACUCCGGCAUUUAACGAUGGUUUUAUUGAAGUUGUGGGCGUGAACGGAGUCAUGCACAUGGCACAAAUUCAGGGAGGUCUUCGGACAGGCAUUCGGCUAGCUCAGUGCUCUCACGUCAAGUUUACCGUGAGAGGCCCGAUACCGUUGCAGGUCGAUGGUGAGCCGUGGAUGCAGGAUGGUGAUUGUACUAUUGUGAUCACGCGGUGUUCGGAGCAGGCAAGAAUGCUAAUGAAAUGUAAGAAAUUGGGAAAGAGAUCUGCUGCUUCGCCGAGUCUAGCUCGAUCUCAUGGAAUUAAACAUGAAGGUUAUACGAAAUAGGUCUAAAUGAUGUCAAUUUUUGUGAAUAGCUUGGGGUAUUGAUAUUGACGCCAUUCGUUAUUGCGUAUGAGGGAGUCUGACUAUACACAAUCGUGGUUGUUUUAUUAUAUAUGAUCUAUUGUGGAUUUGCUAAGAGUGUACUUACACAGGUGUAACUAUAUUUUGAAUUUAGCAUUACAUCAAUUGUUUCUUACCUCGA
Corticium candelabrum is the source of this 3155-nucleotide messenger RNA. Its product is annotated as diacylglycerol kinase theta-like. Gene Ontology annotation, molecular function: ATP-dependent diacylglycerol kinase activity. Lineage: Eukaryota; Metazoa; Porifera; Homoscleromorpha; Homosclerophorida; Plakinidae. The record is from RefSeq and is a predicted model, not a curated record. Bases 116 to 2956 code for a protein of 946 amino acids. The transcript has 27 exons.